AUGGCAACUUUUUCAAAUAGAUCUACUUUCUUUCAACCUAAUUGUGUUGCCACAUUUGAGCAAGUUCACUUUGAUGAAGGACGUUUCCGAAGAGCUUACAGAGGUCAAUGGACUACUCCUGAGAAGUAUGGACAGAAAUGUGUCAUAAAAAGAAUGAAAUCAGGCUAUGUUUGGGCUGCCAAUGGUUGGGACAGCACAAUAAAAAUUUAUGACAGAGCUGGAGCAAUAGCACAGCAGUUUAACCAAAGUGUUAGACCCAACUAUCCCAUUUGUUUCACAAGCAUUGGUACAUAUGUGGUAAUCAACUCUAAUCCAAAAGAAUAUGUUGUGGCUGAAGAUUAUUUGGAAGGAGUCUUUAUGAAAUGGUGCAAUAACUAUGGCUAUAUAUCUCCCAAAGCUAUGUCUGAGCACAUCAUGAUGCCAGCAUUUGUUCACUGGAGUUGGCUGUAUACAAGUGGGCAAGAAAUGGUGUGUGAUUUACAGGGAACUCGUGAUGAAAAUGGCUAUCACUUGACUGAUCCUGUAAUCCUCUCACUUAACAAUACAUAUGGUGAGACAGACAUGGGAAUAGAGGGUAUGGCCAUGUUUUUCAUGAACCAUCAAUGCAAUAGUAUCUGUAGAGGAUGGAGGAGACCUCAUUGGGAGUCCUUUAUAGGAAAGAUUCCAAGAGAAACAUUAGCAGCGUGUCAACUUAUGCAGAGUCAAGUCAAUAAUGCCACUUCCUACAGGUUCGAGAUGAAAUUCCCUCCAUCAACUAAAGAUAUCGUUAAAAGAGUGUUCCUUCAAAUUGCUCAAGCUCAAUAA
This is a messenger RNA of Amphimedon queenslandica, 804 nucleotides long. RefSeq names its product alpha-protein kinase vwkA-like. Gene Ontology annotation, biological process: protein phosphorylation. Bases 1 to 804 code for a protein of 267 amino acids. The record is from RefSeq and is a predicted model, not a curated record. The transcript has a single exon. NCBI's taxonomy places the organism in Eukaryota, Metazoa, Porifera, Demospongiae, Haplosclerida, Niphatidae. Gene Ontology annotation, molecular function: protein serine/threonine kinase activity; ATP binding.